GUGUGGGGGGGUGGUGGUUCAGGGUCCCUCUUGAGGGGGCCGAGGGGUGGCCCAGGGUCCCUCAGGGUGAUGGCGGUGCUAUGCCGAGCCCCCUGUGCCCCACUGAGCUUCCCCCCGCUGACCCACCUUCUGUCCCCUCCGCAGAUGCCGAUUACGCCGAGGCUGCCUCCCUGCCGGACCUGGACCUUCUGCAUGACCCCGAGGACGAGCUGCUGUGCUCCAACCUGAUGGACCUGGUCCAGGCCACCCUGGGCAGAGCCCCGCUGGGGACCAAGCGCUGCUCCCGGCUCCUGAUGCCGGCCCAGCUCCUGGCGCAGGUGAGGACGGAGCUCCUGCGGCUGGCCUGCAGCGAGCCCUGCGGGCUGCGCGGGGCCCUCCUGGACCUCUGCGUGGAGCACGGCAAAGCCUGCCACGACGUGGGGCACAUCGCCGUGGACCCGGCCGUGGUGCCCACCUUCCAGCUCACCCUGGUGCUCCGGCUGGACUCCCGCCUCUGGCCCAAGAUCCAGGGACUCUUCACUUCGGGGCCGGCCUUCGCGCCGCUGAAGCUGAGCACGGGCUUCAGGGUGAUCAAGAAGAAGCUGUACAGCUCUGAGCAGCUGCUCAUCGAGGAGUGCUGACGGCCCCCAGAGACUUCACCCAAGUGGCUUCGGAAGAGU
Calidris pugnax (ruff) is the source of this 659-nucleotide messenger RNA. It is a transcript of the gene DDIT4, whose product is annotated as DNA damage inducible transcript 4. Bases 81 to 620 code for a protein of 179 amino acids. Gene Ontology annotation, biological process: negative regulation of TOR signaling; response to hypoxia; apoptotic process. Gene Ontology annotation, molecular function: 14-3-3 protein binding. The transcript has a single exon. Gene Ontology annotation, cellular component: cytoplasm. NCBI's taxonomy places the organism in Eukaryota, Metazoa, Chordata, Aves, Charadriiformes, Scolopacidae. The record is from RefSeq and is a predicted model, not a curated record.